AUCCCGUCAGUCUUCUUCCUAUUACCCCAUCAACCAUGGGUCGCCAAUCUGAGCGAUCCUCGAGCGCAACAGCAAUUACCACGGCCGACGACCUCCUGGUGCUGCGUUAUCGCUCGUAUGCUUGUCGCAUUCGCAAAAUGCUGUAUCUCGGCGGUGUCUUGCAAGACCGUACACACCCAGUCGUUCAAUCGUACGUCACAAGUCUCUUGGUGAUUUUCAUGUGCCUCAAUCAAGUUAUCUGCGUACUCAAUUUCUGCCGAGAUCACUUCAACAAUCUGUUGAUCGUAUUCAAGUGUCUUGGCCUGGCUACCAGUUUCAUCACGCCUUUUCUGAUGGUAUUCCUAGCAAAACGCGUACUACAUAUAUGUAGAAGACGUUGCCGUUUGGCCGUUCACGGUCGGAGAAAUCCGCGUAAUCGUCUCGAUGAUUGUUCAAAAGUUCUAAUAGAAAAUUUGUUUCUUGAAUCGUGCUGCUUCCUGGUGAAACGGGAGAAGCUGCUCGAGCUGCACAAUACGUUGAACCAAAUUUUUGAACAGGAGCUAGCGCGAGACGAAAGGACCAAAAAGACCAUGCUCGUAUCUCUGUAUGCAUCUGAUAGAUCUUCUUACGCACUGGUCUUUAUGUUAGGCUUUACGGUUGGGUUUCAUAUAUUGUCCGGGAUAAUGAACGUGAUCAUCCAGCCAUUAAUCUUCCAUUCGACAACUGUCCCGAAGUCCAAAUGGCCGUACAAGUUCCCGUGGUCGUCAAACAGCGAUACUUUCUUCUACCUGCUGUUUCUGUAUCAGUCAUUCACCUGCUGGUGGAUAGUGUUCACCAUCGGUGCGGUUGACAGUCUCUUCGGCUUUUACGCGUUCCAGAUCUCCUCGAUAUUGCGAGCCAUGUCCGCACGGUUGAUGAAUCCACGACCUGACGAGGUGUUCUCCGUGGUUCUAAAAUCAUGCGUGCAGACACAUCACCGACUGCAGAAGUCCGCAAGUCUAUUGGAGGACGUUUAUGGACUUAUUAUCCUACGGAUGAUCCUCGCCAACGCCGUGCUCAUGUGCACAUUGAUUUUCGAGGCGAGCACUCGUGGAUUAUUUUCUAAGGUAACACAUACUGUAACAUGUCGCAAUGUCGUUACGAUGACAAUGUUAAUUCGCGCGAGAAGUCAUAAUAAUGCAGACAACAAUAACUUCUACCUAGAUAUUUGUGCUGUUUGGGAACAGUUUACAGACACGGCGAUCGACCAAUUAUGCUUUUCCGUCGUUUGCAUAGCGAUGAAAUUGCUGCAAACGUUUAUCUACGCCUGGUACGGCAGUCUCAUCACGAGCGCGAGUGAGCACUUUCGCGAGGGAAUUUAUUUCGGUGAAUGGCCAGACUCCAAGCUCGAUUGUCACGUGAGAGCGGACAUUGUCAUGAUGAUGUUGCAAAAGCCAAUGGCUAUAACGGCGUUAAAGGUGUCUUCCGUAAAUGUCAACAUGUUUACCAGCAUUUUGAACACCACUUUAUCUUAUUACUUUCUUUUGCAAUCACUGGAAGAGUCUAAGUAAACAACGCAACGUAUCGACUGUUUUCUUUUAUAAGGAUCAGCAAAUGUAUAGAACUGCUGCACAUUAGAAAAAUUUAAUUAAACUAUCAAUUAAUUAUUAAUAGUUUAUAUUAUAUUAAAAAAUUAUCAUAUUUUGUGUGUUUAGUUUAUUUCAAUU
This is a messenger RNA of Odontomachus brunneus, 1685 nucleotides long. RefSeq names its product odorant receptor 82a-like. The coding region runs from base 36 to 1529 and encodes 497 amino acids. The record is from RefSeq and is a predicted model, not a curated record. Gene Ontology annotation, molecular function: olfactory receptor activity; odorant binding. Gene Ontology annotation, cellular component: plasma membrane. Lineage: Eukaryota; Metazoa; Arthropoda; Insecta; Hymenoptera; Formicidae. Gene Ontology annotation, biological process: detection of chemical stimulus involved in sensory perception of smell; sensory perception of smell. The transcript is spliced from 6 exons.